Messenger RNA from Sphaerulina musiva SO2202, 816 nucleotides. RefSeq lists its product as uncharacterized. The record is from RefSeq and is a predicted model, not a curated record. Bases 384 to 671 code for a protein of 95 amino acids. The transcript has a single exon. NCBI's taxonomy places the organism in Eukaryota, Fungi, Ascomycota, Dothideomycetes, Mycosphaerellales, Mycosphaerellaceae.
CCAUCCGAUAAGCUUCAUCUCCCUACCUCCUACCUACCUCCUAUAACCCAUAUCCAAGAACUGGAUACCGAACACAUGGCCACCACGUUCAAGCUGCCAACCCACACACCCUGACAUUGCUGGCUCACAUGAGCAAGGAGUUCAUCACGUCACACCGCCAUUCCUCGAUUCACCUUGGGACAAACGAAUGCUCCCAGUCAUUCUGGACACAGUUGCGGACUCUUCUCAGAAAUCCCACGCUCGCCGUCAUCAUCCGCUGUGUGGUGAUAGAUACGGUCAAGCCGAAUAGCUCGGAGGCACCGGAUCCAGACGAUAAAUCGGCGUAGAUUUCUGUUGACGUUCAGGUCUGACCUGCCGAGAAUAUUCGCGCCGCUUAAGUCUUUAUGCUAGACCCCAGCGAGGCCUCACUGUUAUCUUCGAAGCCUUGUGGCUCAUACCCACCGCUGGGCAAUUUGGCACAACUUAGAUCCUUCGAGAAGCUUGGUGUGCCUGGUAUGUGGUUAGGCGCAGAAGACGAUGAGGAAUAUUCCGAAUCUCGAAAGCCUGGGCCCCGCGAGCAUUCUGCCCAAGUCGCUGCAGCAACUGCAGGCCUUGAGCUGGUACGAGCAGCGCGAGAAUUACGACUUCACGGGGCCAAGUCGCCAAUUGAUGGGGCCGAUGGCUCACCCUAAACUUCCGAGCCCUCUCUGUCAUCAUCCUCGAAAAGAGCGCGCCUUUGUUCGAGGGCGUUCAAUAUGCUGCGUUACACACGAUUUUGCAUUCACCUAGUCCAUGUUCGUGUUCAACUGAGGCUAUGAAGAGGACGUCCAAGCGGGU